AUGCUGAAUACCUGCACCAAUACCACCUUCACCAACAAUACCAUGUGGGCCGUCCAAAACCCAAUCAGACAAGCUGAAAGAGAUGAAACAGAUCCUCCCUCUCCCAAUCCCAAGUGGCUAUCAGUCGCUGGAGAUGGGCAGCAAACUCGUGCAGCGGCAGAGAUGGAACAGAUUACGUCUCUGUGGAACAGAACCGACUUUUGGCUGGCCUGGGCAUCCAUGUUUCUCGUCUCAAUUGCGCUGGCACUAGAGAAGAUGACGUUCAAGGUCUACUCGACUUUUGCCACCUCCGAUUUCAAUGAAAUGUCUCUGCUCUCUGCCCUCAAUGUUGUGCAAGCUGUCAUGUACACUGCUACAAUGACGAUCAUGGCCAAGUUUGCUGAUGUUUUAGGCCGCUUCGAAUCUUUUCUUCUCUGUGUCAUAUUGUUUACCAUGGGAGAAAUAAUGCUCGCAGCGUCAUCAAACAUUAGCACAUACUUUGCUGCUCACAUUUUCUACGUCUUUGGACAGGUGGGAAUCCGGUUUCUUCAGCAGGUUUUUGCAGCGGACACUUCUUCGCUUCGAAACCGACUUUUCUUCGUGGUCAUACCCAACUUUGCGUACAUUUUUGUACCCUGGUGCUCGGCCCCCAUCACCAACGCCAUCAUCAAACAUUCCACUUGGAAAUGGGGCUAUGGGAUGUGGUGCAUCAUUUUGCCGGUAGUUUCUGUGCCGGUUCUUGUGAUUCUCUUUAGACUCAAAAGAAGAGUCAAAGUCGUCAAUGGAAAGAAGUAUGACAAGGAAAAGUACAAAGGUUCCAGGUGGAAUUUCAUCAAAGAGCGUCUUCUGGAGUUUGAUAUGAUUGGACUGGUUCUGUUCACUGGUGGUCUCAGCUUGCUGUUUCUUGCAGUGACCCUGGUCAAAUCACAAGACUCCUGGAAACAAGCCCAUGUUCUCUCGAUGAUCAUCAUCGGUCCAAUUUUGCUUAUUCUUUUCCCUUUCUGGGAAAUGUACCCAAAAUACCCCUUCCUGCCCUUCUCCGCAAUGAAAAACAAAACCCUCAUCACAGGCUGCUCUUUUUGUCUAGUCUACUCUAUCGCCCAGAACCUCUACAACCCCUACUACUUUCCUUGGCUACUGGUAUGUAAGGGACUAUCCGUUACUGCAGCAUCAAACACAUCUGCAACGCUAAUGGUGGCCUCAGUGGCUUCUUCUGUAGUGGCUGCGUUCAUUCUCCGCUACACAAACCGAGUCAAACCAGUCAUUGUUGCCGGUAUCUGUAUCUACAUGCUAGGACUAGGUCUCACUUAUCACUACAGACAACCGGAUCAAUCAUUGGCUAAGUUCAUUGUUACUCAGGCAGUCGAAGGAGUGGGGCAGGGGUUUCUCCAAUCACCUUCUCUCGUUAUUAUUCAAGCUUCUGUCCCCAAAAACCAUGUGGUUUCAGCUACCGCCAUCUUCUAUGCGGCCAACUCCAUUGGCCAGGUGAUUGGAGACGCCAUUUCGGGCUCCAUGUACCGACAGACGUACCCCAAGAAGCUGGCGGACUAUGCUCCCUUUUUAAAUGCCACUGAAAUUGACCAGAUGGUAAACAAUGUGGCUGCCCCUCUACGUUACAAAUGGGGAACAUCUGAAAGAACUGCAGUGAUAGAAGCCUUCAACCACAUUUACAGAAAAAUGCUCUAUGGACCGAUGAUUGUGGCCGCUGUGUGUAUCCUGAUUGCUCUUGCGCUGCCUAACAUUGAUUUGAGCGAGUCUGAAGACGGUUCCGAAUGCACUAUUGACGAUGAUAAGUCGGUGAUUGUUCACAAGUCGUCUUCAAAAACUGCUUCAGCAGUUAUUGAGAAGCAGUUGUAA
This is a messenger RNA of Yarrowia lipolytica CLIB122, 1836 nucleotides long. RefSeq lists its product as uncharacterized. Gene Ontology annotation, biological process: transmembrane transport. Lineage: Eukaryota; Fungi; Ascomycota; Dipodascomycetes; Dipodascales. Gene Ontology annotation, cellular component: plasma membrane. The record is from RefSeq and is a predicted model, not a curated record. Gene Ontology annotation, molecular function: siderophore-iron transmembrane transporter activity.